Messenger RNA from Mercenaria mercenaria, 8358 nucleotides. Its product is annotated as cAMP-dependent protein kinase catalytic subunit PRKX-like. Gene Ontology annotation, molecular function: ATP binding; protein serine/threonine kinase activity. Lineage: Eukaryota; Metazoa; Mollusca; Bivalvia; Venerida; Veneridae. The record is from RefSeq and is a predicted model, not a curated record. Bases 243 to 1451 code for a protein of 402 amino acids. The transcript has 10 exons. Gene Ontology annotation, biological process: protein phosphorylation.
GAGGCGUUUGGUGCAGGUAAUUGACAGUAGUUUGUGUAAUACCUGUCAAAGUGGUUCCAAAGAUUGUUGGCUUCGCAUUAGAUGGCACGUUAACCAGCUCUGUCGUAACAAUGGAAUAAUACGGUUGUGGAUUAAUGAAGUCAUGAAGGUGUUGCAGACUUUGAAGUGAAAAUUUGGAUUUUAAAAGGAGUCGUUUAUAAAUUUCUUGCAGCCAGAGGGAGGAUAGUUCAGUGUAGUUUGUCAUGGCAUCUGCAAAAGUUGCUAAAGUUAAGAAACAGUCGAACCCUGUAGGCAAAAAAGGGUCAGAAAAUACGGAAGAAGGAAAAAAACUUUCAGAUUAUGAAAUUUUAUCAACAAUUGGUACUGGUACAUUUGGAAGAGUGGUGUUAGUACGAAACAGGGAGACAAGGAACUACUUUGCGCUCAAGGUUAUGGCAAUAACAGAUGUGAUACGGCUGCGGCAAGUGGAACAUGUAACAAAUGAAAAAGAAAUCCUCUCAUCAAUAACUCAUCCAUUCAUUGUAAACAUGUUUUGGGCGAAUCAUGACGAUACAUUCCUGUACAUGUUAAUGGAGUACGUCCCGGGUGGUGAAGUGUUCUCAUAUCUGCGCAAUUAUGGACGCUUUAGUAAUUCCAUGGCAAACUUUUACGCCAGUGAAAUAGUGUCAGCUUUAGAAUAUUUGCAUUCUCGCUCAAUAGUGUACAGAGAUUUAAAACCUGAAAAUUUAUUGUUAGAUCGGGAUGGACAUUUGAAAAUAACAGACUUCGGAUUUGCAAAGAAGUUGUUAGACAGAACUUGGACAUUAUGUGGAACACCGGAGUAUUUAGCGCCUGAAAUUAUACAAAGUAAAGGUUAUAACAAAGCUGUCGACUGGUGGGCUCUUGGAAUUCUAUUAUAUGAAAUGAUAGUUGGGACUUGGACACUUUGUGGUACGCCUGAAUAUCUUGCUCCAGAAAUCAUUCAGAGUAAAGGACACAGUAAAGCGGUAGACUGGUGGUCAUUAGGCAUACUCAUUUUUGAAAUGAUUGUCGGGUUUCCACCAUUUUUUGAUGAUCAGCCAUUUGGCAUUUACGAAAAAAUUCUGUCAGGGAAAAUUGACUGGCCAAGACAUUUGGACCCAGUUGUAAAAGAUCUCAUAAAGAAAUUGCUGGUUCCUGACAGAACGAAACGGCUGGGAAAUAUGAAGAAUGGUGCUGAAGAUGUGAAGAAACAUAAAUGGUUUAAAGCCAUAGAAUGGGAUGAUGUCCUUGCUAGAAAAUUGAAUCCUCCUAUAACACCGGAGGUUCUAUAUGCAGGGGAUAUAUCUAAUUAUAGCAAUUGUGCACCUCCAAUCAUUCCGAAGGUAGCACAUGAGGGCGAUACGAAGAAUUUCGACUCAUACCCAGAAGAUGAUUGGCAGAAGACGGCUGCGGCUGGGGAAAAAGAUAUCGCUCUCUUUGCUGAAUUUUGAUUGGCUGUGGAAGAUGUGCAAAAUCUGUGAUAUCAAAUUGAUGAAUAUUCAUUAAAGCCAUUCUCACUAGAAAAUGUCGAAGAAUUCAGUUUGGCAAAGUGGAAGAUGUUACGCACAAAACAUAGGUCUAUGUUCCGGCAGAACAACACAUUUCCAAGUUAAGAAAUCGCCUUUAAGUUUCGUCACACAAGAAUGCUUCAGAUGAAAUAUAAACUUUAAAAAAAAUAAAAUGUUAAGACACUGUCAAACUGCAGCAUGAAUCAGGGACAAAUUUGUCUUCAGUUAAGCAAUGUAUUAGAUGCCAAAUUUAUGAUUUCUGUAAACUCUGUAACAUAUGAAGAGUAUCUUGGAUGUAUUGGAAGAGAGUAUUGAUGGAGAGUAUUAAUUAAGAACAGGGUAUAUUUUGAAUGGUUAUCUAGAUGUAGAUAAAUUUCAAGUCUUACCCUCUUGAAAGUUUGUUAUGUUGUUAAAAGUUUUGAAAUCAUGGAGGAUUUGAAUAGUCAGUGUUUUUUUUUCUGCAGAAGCAUAUCACUGCUGAGAAAGGCUAUGACAUCCAUCUUAAAAUGCUCAUUUUAUAUGACUUUCUUAUUUUAAAGCAGUUGAGUAAGUGUUACACAUGUUUAACCCUUAGACUGCUAAAUUUCUAAAAUGGACUGGUCCAUCAUUCAGUUUGGGCAGUACCAUUUAUUAUUUGAAGGGGUGUUCACUGAAAAUUUACUGACUGAAUAGCGAACAGUGCAGACCAUGAUUAGCCUGCACGGAUGUGCAGGCUAAUCUUGGUCUGCACUGGUCGCAAAGGCAGAAUAAUUCGCCGCCAGCAGGCUGAAGGUUAAAGAAUGUUGUUUAUAGAACUGAAAUUGACAGGAAAUUGUUAUUUAAACACCCCAUUGGAUCGUAAUUAUGUUAGGAAAAUUGUUUGCAUUUUAUCAGAUUUAGGGUAAAAACUCUUAUGCUGCCAUACUCCACCCACCCACUACCUCCAUAAAGAAACAGAAAAUUUGCCUAAUCAAUUUUUGCAAUUUUGCAGUAAUGUAACAAUUGUAUUUUCAUAUAGUAUAUCUUUGGGAAAUGGCGCGCAUACAAUACAAUCAAAUAGUGUAUAUCGAUCAGAUGAAAUGAUUGAUCUGAAAAAAUAAUGUAAAAAGGCAGACUUGGUAAAAAUUAUGUCUUUUAGCAUUUUUCAUACAAACAAGAAGGAAAUUGGUGACUAAAUUGCAGUUUCUACAUUUUCAUAACUUCUGGUUUUUGUAUCUAUAUAGAAAAUUUUAUAGUUUCAAGUUUAUGAUGACAACAGUCCAAUACAUAUAGUUUCUCCUAAAAAUGUAAGGUUUUGUAUGGUGACUGAGCAAUUUAUACAGCUGAGCAUUGGAUGUAUGUCAAAGUAUUUUCAGAUCAGCAGAAAUCUUCAUUUAUUCGCAUUUAUUUUUGAAAUGCACAGUAUAGAUUUUGCAUUUAUAUUAUUUUGUUAUGUUGUAAUGCAAUUUGAGUGUACAUAUUGUAUCAUGGUGUUUUUGAAAUUCUUAUUUUUUUAUAAGCUGCAUGCCCCUAUUAUACCAAGCAGCUUUUUAUGCUAUGUACAGGAGCCCCUAAAAUCCACUAAGUCAAGAUUAAUUUCAGUUAUUAAAUAUCAGCUUUGUUAUUGUAACUUGAUGAAAAUCAUUGAAGUUCCUAUCUAGUUAUAUACACAUGUAUUUAGGUUCGUCUUUGCAAAGGCAACAUUUAGGAAGUUGUCUGCUCAAACAUUCUGUUAACAGAUACGUUGUCACAUGAAAAUGUACCGGAUGGUAUUUUUGUUGAAAUUCUGUUGUUUUGUUUUAUAUAUUUUGUCUAAAAAAAGAAUCAUUUGCAAGAUUGUGUUUUUAAGAUAUUUUAUCAAGGCAUUCAAAUUGGUGAUUGUAGUUCUUAACGUAUGGCAGAGAAGUUGUCUUUUCAGUAACUGAAGUACUAUGAAAAUUCUGCAGUUUAGACUUGGUACCUUGAUUUGCAAGGGGCAAAACCUUUUGCAAAAAUUACUUAGGAAUUUGACUGAAUGGUUUUCUUAUUUAGUCUACACAACUGAAGUUUGUGUGUGUUGAAUUUGACAGACACAGGAUAACAAUACAUAUAUUACAAAGGUAUUUUGAUGGUACUUGAAAAUUUCUCUGAGAUAACUGGAAUUUUAGAUAAGAUACAAAGAUUUAGCUGUAGAUGAUAGACUUAAUGUUUGAGUAUUUAGUACUAAAGUUUUUAGCAAUACAAACUGAUUGUUUCUGUUUAUCGUUGUACAUUACUCACAUUUUAAUCCGUCCAACAUAUACUUGUUAGUGGAUCUUGUUAUCACAAAAUUAUAUUUUGAUAAUGGACAUUAAUUUUAUUUAUAUUAGAGACGAUUAUUUUAAUGAUUUAUGCCUCUUCUAGUAUACAUGACAUUAUUAUUGUAAUAUCAAGAAAAAGUCAUAGAUCUGAACGCAUAAUUGUAGUCACCAGGUUAUCUGUCCGUGCCCAUGUCUCGGUGUUCUUGUCCAGGCUAUUUCUGAGAAAACACUGGCUGGAAUUUAUCAUAACUUUAUUGUAAGUUUUACUGUCAAGAAAAGAUGCCAAUGUUAUCUGCAUAUUUUUGGGUUUUUUUUCCAGUGUUGCGGCCCUUUAAUGAUACUUUUUUAACAAAAUUAGGUUAUUGAUCAGACUGCCACAAAGUAUCAAUGAAACUUCAUAGGAAGCUUCACUAACAACAGGAGUUCAGCAAAUAUCCAACGUGUUCUGCCAUGAUGAUUUUUCACAGAGUAAUGGCCCUUUGGUUUUAUUACAUAUAGUGUACCAUAGCAGGAUUCUUGUUUUGCCUUGUCCAGAAUAUAUCUUUAGGUAUACCAUAGGGAUUUCAUGUAACUUGCAUUCAUUUUAAACCAUAAAGGACUACAGAACACAAGAACUAUAUUUAUAAAAAGUUUGUGUAGAAUGAAAUCUUAAUAGGUACAUUUGUAAGACAACUUAUAUCACACUCUCCAUUAGGGAGCAUCCAACAGUUCCAUAUAUCUUGUAUUUGCAAUGUUUGGAAAAUACUCAUAGUCAUAUCUCCUCAAAUAAUAUCUCGAUUUGAAUGUCAGUUUAUGCCAUCUUUAACUUUUCUUUAACACAUAAAUGGGUCAUUUGUUUCAGGGUAACUUUCUAAACUAAUUUAUUUACCUCUUACACAUAUUUGUUGUGACGUGUUUUUUUCCAUAUUAUUUUAAAGUUAAAAUAAACCUUGAAGUUAGGAGUGUUUACAUAUUAUUUUAGAUUCUAUUUCAGUGGAUACCCCACUUUAUUAAAUGAAAACAAGGUGAAAAGCCUUUGUUCAGUAUCUGCAAUUUUACCUCACAUGUUUUGAAAUUUGUUGAAGAAGUGUAUAAAUGUAUAUCAAAUUCUGCAGAUUGCUAUUUUCCCAAUAUUUAUAGUUGUAUUUAUUGUGCACGUCCCCCCCCCACCCCCACCCCACUUCCUUGAAAAAGAAGAGGUAAAUUGUAUAUUUUAUGACAGUCUGUUGGUCAGUCAGUGACCUUGAGGCUGAAACUGGUAUCUUACUUGUAACAACAGCUGCUUGGGUAUAUGACCAUCAAAGGUCAUAGCGUGGGUUUCUGUGGUCAGUAGGUAGCCCGUGUUCAUUUAGGGGUCAGAAAGUCAAGGCAAUAGUGACCUUGAAACUAAAAUAGUUUAGGAUCAAUAACUGGAGAAUGCUUGUGGCUGUGGCGAUCUUACUUCAUAGCAUGAUUUACUAUGGUCAGCAGAUGACCUCUCAGUCAUUUUGGAUCAUAAGGUCAUAGUUUAAAGUCAUAGCAUACUUGAGAUUAAAAAUUAUAAACCCAGUUACCUGUGGAAGGCCAUCAUUGGGGAAGGGUGGGGGUAGCCUUUGUAUUUUACAAACAGCUUUUGUUAUGGAGGUAAAGCCAGUAAAUGUUUAUAGUGCUGUAUGAUAGGGGCACUUCAAGUAAUAGCACUUAUAUAUUGCACAUCAGCUUGAAAUACGCUUUUUGUAUGUCAGAAAAAUUUGUUAGGAGUUCUGCAGUCAUUACCUUACAGUAUGAUUAUGUUGUUACGGGUGAUAUUUUUAUUUCCAAACAAAUUCUCAUUAUUUGAAGAAUCAUAAAAUCAUUCUGUUAUACAUAUUUAAGCUGCACCAUGAGAAAACAUAGUGCAUUUGCACAGUCUGGUCAGGAUCCAUGCUGUUCGCUAACAGUUUCUCUAAUUGUAAUAGGGUUUGAAAGCAAACAGUGUGGAUCCUGACCAGACUGUGAGGAUGCGCAGGCUGGUCUGGAUCCAUGCUGGUCGCAAACACACUAUGUUGGUUUUCUCAUGGCGUGGCUCAUUUAUUUGUUGUAAAUGUUGGCAUUUAUACUAUUUUCCUUGGAUUUGCAGUUUUCAUAGCUUACAUUUUUCCCAUAAAUGCUUUGGAAAACAAAAUGAUUUUCCUUAUUCAAUCCAAAAGCUGCAAGAAACAAAAUGUUAGUGAUAAAUGCUAUUUUCAUCUAAGUAAGACUUAGACCCAAAACUACAAUAUUUUCACUUUUAAAGGUCGACCAUUUAGCUGUGUACGUAUGGUAAAGGACAAGAUUUGUAAAGGGGAGUAUAUAAGUUUGAAUCCAGAAUGAAGCUAGGUGCUCUGCAAACACAGAAGGUCAGAGGUCAUUCCUUCUUCAUCUCUGGUUCAUUUAUGGAAGUUGACAGUCACUUCAAGAAAACAGAUUGGUACUAGUAAAGACAGGUUAAGAACACUGACUGCAAAGAAUAUAUGAAAUACUGAUUGAAAGUGACAUUAAAUCCAACAAAAACAAACUUUGUAAAAGGUCAAAAGUUUCAGCAGAAACCUUUGUAAUUUAGUUGGUAUGAGUUAAAUGGAUAUUUGCAGUUUUGUGUCCAAGUCUGAAAUUUCAGAUACAUUACAAAUCAUUGAUGAAUUUGCGUAUGAACUUUUGUUGUGAUGCAAGCAUCUUGUAUGUAAAGCUCCUUUGUUUGCCUAAAAAGUACCAUGUUACAAAAACAGAUGGAUUACCAGUACUUGAGUUUGUUCAAGAGAAAUUUGAAAAUGAGGGAAAUAUUGUACUUUACUGCUUUUCUGCAAUUUUGAUAAAAAAUUACAAAAAUGUUCUUUUUAGAGGACCAGAAAGGGAUACUAAAAAUUAAUCUGUUUGCACUUACCUUUAUAGAAGUGUUCAGCAUUGGAAAAUGUUACUGGUUAUAUUUCAUAAAUGAUUGUUUACAGCAGUAUCGUGUAUAUUUGAACCAUUUUGUCUUAUUAAUUUACUUGUUGGGUCGGUAUAGCUCUUGGCAUCUUUCACAAUUGGUUAAGUCACUGUGUUUUGAUAGGGAAAAAAACAGUAGAUUGCUAAUUGAAUUCCAUAGAUAUUACUUAAAUCAUGACUGUGCUUGAUUCUUUUGCUCAAUGUUGGGUGUUUCUUUCCAAAUUUUAAUCACAUUUAUUUUAGAAACCUGUGGAGUCACUACAAGACAGUCAUAGUUUAACAAAAUACAAUUAUUGUCCAAAAGUUUGCAAAGAGUGGCUUUUAAAGUCACUGCUACAUUCAGUUUAAACCUUUUUCUUUAGCUGACAGCUUGGUUUAGCUGUAAAAGCCAUUCUAUCAUUAACAUUUUAGCUGUUUGGAAAGUUCAUGCCAGUUUUCUGUUACUUAGCCAUGGAGUCUGUUGAUCUUUCUCUUAUUCAGAAAUAAUUCUUAUAAUAUUACACUAGUACAAUAAUUCUGUUAUUUUUUUCUUAUUCUGUCAUUAUUGUUGAUACAAAAUGGUUAUCUUUUUCUUACUGGUAUGCAAACAAAACGGUUUCGAUACUAUUUUUCCCUUUUUGAAAAUAAUCACGAUUAUAUUUUUCUUAUCAAAGGAAUGAAUGUCAUUUUUUGUUUGUUUUACACACUUGUAAAACCUGAAAUCGAAGUGCACAUAUCCGAUAACAGCUGGAAGGCCAUUAUUGCAGAUAUGUGUACGAGGUUUUGGGUUUUACAAGUGUGUAAAACAAAAAAAUACGACAUUUAUUACUUUUGUUUCUUUUUAUUGUUAUUGUUUUCAAGUCAAUCAUUUUUAAUUUCAAAUCUCUGUACUGACAGUAUAAAUAAAAAGUGAAAAAAGUAGUCCAACAUCGGGAGCAGCUCAAAAGUUAUCCGAAUAAAUUUGUUUUACAUACAUGUAAAAAAAAUCUGUUAGCCUAUCAAAUUGAAGAAAACAGUCCAAAAAAAGAAACAAUCAAAAUUAAUAAUCAUAGUAUUUUUAUUCAAAGAAAAGUUCUGUUAAUAUCCUUAUUCAAAGAAUAGUUCUGUUUAUAUUUUCAUUCUAAGAAAAAAUGUUAAAAUUUUCCUUAUUCAAAAUGUAAUCUAACCAUUUUCUUACUGAAAAAUAGUUUUGUCAGUAUUUCUCUUAUUCAUUGAUAAAUUAAGAUUGUAUAAAAUUGAUUUUUAUUUGUUCAGGUCUUAUUGUUUUGAAAAGUGUCAUGACAGUAUAAAUCUUUCAUUUUCACAAAGACUCUCAUGUGUAAUUAACAUUCUGUUUUUGUUGUCCUGUUUCAAGCUUUAUGAGUGAACAAUAGUACAGAAAGAAUUCUGUUAAUCAUCAAUAGAGAAACAGAAAAUAAAUUGUUUUUGUGAACAAAUGUAUUUGAACUUCUUGAGGGUUUUGAAUUAUGGAUAUAUUUGUUUCAUAUAUUUUUACUGUUUCAAGAUAUUGAAUAAAGAAAUACCAGAUAUGUUUUUAUUUCUAAAGAAAUAAUUUGUGACACAAUUUUUGUAUAGUCAUUCUUUUACUAGACCUUCUUAUCCCUGUUUACGAGUCCCGUGAACGUUUAGCAUUUUUAUAUAUCUGAAUCAAAUGUGUAUUUAGAUUUUUACACCCAUUAUUUUAUAUGCUAUUGAAAGAUUUGUUGAAUUCUGGAAAUAAAAAGUGGUCUGAA